CCAAAAUACGCGAACCCGGAGCAACUUCCUCUCGACACACAGACCGACAAGCUUUCGGGUUCGAUUCGCGCUGCUUCUGCCAGUAAACUUCUGUCGUAACGCUUCCUGUUGGGGGCCUCCUGCAUCAUCGGCCAUGGACAUUUACUAGACUAUAUAGUAGAGCCGCGAGACGCUUUGUAUUGGCCUGAGUGCGGCUAGGGCUCUCGCCCGGCGGAAGCGCGCUGGUCCCAAAAUGGCCGAGUUUUCCAUCGGAUACUUGAUGCUAUGUAUCGGAUUGGUCAUAUGCUCUGGCAUUUGCUCAGGUCUUACACUGGGGUUGCUGUCCUUGGACAUGAUGGAGCUGGAGGUCCUAAAACGGAGCGGCUCGCCGCGGGAACAAACCCAGGCGAAGCGCAUCAUGCCCAUUCUGAAACACGCGCACUACCUGCUGGUCACACUGUUGCUGUGCAACGCCGGUGCCAUGGAGGCGCUGCCCAUCUUCCUGGACGAGCUGGUGACGCCCGCGGUGGCCAUUGUCAUAUCGGUGACGGCGGUUUUGUUCUUCGGGGAAAUCAUCCCGCAGGCCGUGUGUUCCAGGUACGGACUCGCCAUCGGCGCCAACCUGUCAUGGCUGGUGAUGGCCAUGAUGGCAGUCUGCUUCCCGAUCGCCUACCCCAUCUCCAAGCUGCUCGACUGGAUCCUGGGCCAUAGCCACCACACCCUGUUCCGGAGGACACAGCUCAAGGCCCUGGUGGAUCUACACGGCGAGGGCACCGGCUUCGGCGGCAAACUGACACGAGACGAGAUUAACGUCAUCACAGGCGCUCUGGACAUGACCCACAAGAUCGCGUUCAAGUCCAUGACGCCGCUGGACAAGGUGUUCAUGCUGUCGACUGAGGACACGCUGAACGAGGCGGUUGUGGAGAGCGUGCUGCGCUCCGGUCACAGCCGCAUCCCGGUGCACCGCGGCGGCGACCGGCAGGAUAUCCUGGGGCUGGUGCUGGUCAAGGAGCUGCUGGCGGCCGUGUGCAAGGGCGGCAAGGAUGCGCCGGUGUCGUCACUGCGAAUGCGGCAGCUGCCCCGCGUCUCAGCGGCCACAGCCAUGUACGACAUGUUCAAGCUCUUCUCCAUCGGUCGCACACACAUGGUCCUGUUGGUGCAGCCGGAUGAGAAGCAGCUGGAGGCAAUCCUGGAGGAGGUGGCUCCGGACCGGAGCUCGAGCAGCAGUAGCAGCAGCAGUAGCUCCAGCAGCGGCAGCAGCACCAGCGGCAGUAGCAGGGGCACGCGCGGCUCCGGCCGCCCCACAGCUGCCAUGCUGGCUGCUGCCGCCACGGCAAAUGACGGCGGCGGCGCGGCAGCAGCGGGGUUGUCGGCGUCAGCAGCGCCCCCGACGUCCGUUGCCCUGACUGGUCCCGGCGUGGCUGCGGUGGCUGGCGGCGGGGACGCAGCGGUCUCAGCAAUGGAGAUGGGCAUGGCGCAGCGCACGAGCACUCCACCGGGCGCUGUGGGGAUCACCCUCGCCAAGAGUUCAUCUGCCGCCGCCACCUUUGACGCCAAUGCCAACACCAGCAGCACCAACAACACCAACACAGCGAGCUUUGGGGCAGCAGAGGCGGCCGCGGCGGCUGCAGGUGGCUCCGCGCCGGCGCCGCCUCUGGGCAAGGCCUCCCGGGCCUUCAGCCUGCAGGCCGUCAAGUCCCUGCUCACGCCAGGCGGCGGCAAGAGCAAGCGCAAGCACCAUCAUCACCACAAGCACCACCACAAGCACAGCAGCCACGUUCGAAGCAGCGGCGGCGGCGGUGUGAGAGCCGGCGAGGGGGAGCAGCAGACCGGCGAGGGUGGCGCCGCUGCAGCUGGCGGCGGCGGCGCCGCUAUGGGUGCUGCUGGUGCAAGCCCUGAGGAGGGCGCAAAGCAGAAGGGCAGUGGCUGCGGCAAGCGAUCGGGCGGUGGCAAGGAGGGCUCAGCACACACGGCGUGGUCUGCGUCUGCCGGACCCGACGGUGCCAGCAACCACACCGCCCGCACCGACUGCCCUAGCACGGAGGACCAGCCGUACGGCACUUGGGACAGUCCACUGGGCAAGGCUGCGGCCUUGAAUGCAGACAACGCCGCCGCCGCCGCAGCAGCAGCCACGCCGCCGCCUCAUCCUCUUCAGAAGUCGCCGUUAACAGCUUUGUGCACGGCUACCCAGUCCGCCGCUGCCACGCCGGCGACACACGAGGCCGCCGGCGGUGCUGGCGGCGGCGGCGGGCGCUUCAAGCUGCGGCGGAGGUCGCGUCGGGGCUCGCGCCGGGCGUCGCGCCGUGGCAGUCGCCCCGUGAGUCGCCGCGGCAGCGACGACGGCGCAGACAGUGAUGGCGGCCGCAGCCAUAGCAGCAGCAGUAGCAGCAGCUCGAGCAGUAGCAGCAGUAGCAGUAGCAGCAGCAGUAGCGGCGGCAGCAAGGAGGACAACGCGCCGCUCAUUGAGGCGCUUGAAGUGCUUGAGGACCAACUGGAGGAUCAUCUGGCGGUGGCGGGUCAGCCGCUGGGCAUCCUGACCAUUGAGGACGUCAUCGAGGAGCUGCUGCGGGUGGAGAUCAUGGACGAGACAGACCAAUACGUGGACAACGAGCAAUCCAAGUCGGCGGUGGAUGCCAAGAUGGAGAUGAGCCAGGCGCUGCCGGAGCGGCUCAAGGCCGUGUUUGCGCUCUUCAGCGCGCGCGACACCUCGGGCAACCCCGGCACCCUGGCCCGAGCAGCCGGAGGCGCCGGCACCGCAGGUGGUGGCGGCGGCGGCGGUGGCGGCGGCGGCGGCAUACCGCACACCGACAGCCACAGCGCCCUGACCACUCUGGGGCUGGGCGGCAUGGGUGCCAUCCCCCUGGACCGCCUCCACCAGCUCCACCACCCACACCAUAAUGCCGUCGCCGCCGCCCCGCCGGGUGCGGCCGCCACUGCAGCUGCCGCCGCCGCGGCAGUGGCGGCAACACACGCCGGUCAUGCGGCAGCGGCGCCGCCGCUCAACAGCGCCGACGGCGGAGCCGUCACGCAAGGCAUUGCGGGAUCACUCCUUGCGCCGGCUGCAGGUGGCGGUGGCGGCGUAGGCAGUGGUGCAAAUGCACGUGCAAAAUCAGCAGCGGCUCUGGGGCCGUUGCCGGCGGCCGGCGGUUCAAGCCCGCCGAAGCCCGGUUUCGGAUUCGGGUUUGGCAUCAGCCCGCCGAGGAGUGGGUUGUUCGGGUCUGCGCCCAAGAGCGGUGGCGCAGUCGGCGCCAGCCCGCCCGCUGCUGCUGUGGCGCCAAUCGCGGCGGGCUCGGCAGGUUCAGUGGCUCCAGGGGCGGCGGCGGGCCUCUUGGGCGCGAGUGCGGCAGCGGGCGGUGCAGGUGGCGAGGUCUCCAGCGCUGCGGGUAGCCCGGUGGGCAUCCCCAUUCCCCAGCCGCACCUCCGCCACCACCACCACCACCACCACCACCAUGCCCACCACGGCACCCAGCAGCAGCAGCAGCAGCAGCAGUAGCUGCAGUAGCAGCAGUAGCCUGUGUCUACAGAUGGCGGGUCCGCGGGGCGCUGGGGUCCCCUGGGUUACGCAAGCGCUGCUGGCACAGGCAGUGCCGUUGGAGGUGGUGCACGUGGGGGUGAAUGACGCGCGUGCUGAGCGCACAUGGUGAACAUAGGACAGAAGCCCCUCGGGAUGAAAGAUUUGAAGGGGCAGCCUCUCCCUGCCAGGGUUGUUGGAAGUUGGUAGUCGGUGCCGAAAGUGGGUAGACGCAACAAUGUUGCAGGUGAAGGUGUAUAUGAUGGCCAGUGCUGAUGCAGGCAGAGGGGAAGGGAGAUACGAGCGCUGCGACUGGCUGGGUGCUGUGCUGGGCUCGUAGCUGAGCUGCUGGCUUUUCCGGCGGCAAGAGUGCUGACGUGCUGUUACCUCCCCUGGCUGUUUGCAGCAUGCGGUCGAAUGACGCUUGCUUCACACGGGGAGGGCGUGGGGGGAUGCGCGGCGCAAACCCGCCAAGGCACUCGAG
Molecule: messenger RNA, 3974 nt
Organism: Chlamydomonas reinhardtii
Lineage: Eukaryota; Viridiplantae; Chlorophyta; Chlorophyceae; Chlamydomonadales; Chlamydomonadaceae
Exons: 18
Coding region: 335-3472 (1045 amino acids)
Biological process (GO): magnesium ion homeostasis
Cellular component (GO): intracellular membrane-bounded organelle
Source: RefSeq, a predicted model, not a curated record